CUUCCUCAUUUCUACUUUUUCUUCCUCUUCCUCUUCUUCUUAUUAUUAUUUCAACCUAUAGUCGAUACCCUCAACAUAUCUUAUUUUUUUUUUUUUAUUAUUUGGUUAUUUAUUAUAUUGAAAAACAUUGUCAUGCCAUCUUCCCUAGAUUCACCUUCAAGUGACAAAACCAACUUAAUAAUGAACAAUAAUUCAUCUCCAUUGGAGACGACCCUGGAAAACCCUGAUCAAGUGAUGGAUAUGUUUUUACAUCAAGUGACCGAAUAUAAUGCACAACAACUUUCUUUUGAUGACAGAAUGGCAAACGCAAACGACUUUAGUAGCUCCCAUUUUUUUUCUUCCAAUGUCGACCAUAAUGGUAUCAAAGUAGAAUCAACUUCUCAAGAUCUAUCUCACUUUUCAAUGCCAACGUCCUUUUUAGGGGGACUUGAAGAUCAGUCCAUUUCUACUCAAGCACAAGUUUCUUCUUCCUCUUCAGCGGUAUCUAUUCAACAAGAACAACAGAAAACAACUGAAGAUAAUAAUACAACAAAACGACAUUCCAAACAAAAGUCAAAAGAGGGUUCCUCACUAUUACAUGUUUUCACCAAUCCCUUAUUACAUGCUAUUCCGAUGCUUGCAAGAAAUUGUUUAAACUUUGAAGACUUUUUGACUCAAGCUGCUAUUCAAGGACAAAAUGGUUUGCUGGGUUCCAAAGAUGGCAACAAAACCAAUAAUGGAUAUACAACUCCUGAUAGUUUGAUAUUGGAUCCAACUAGUGAUAAAUCACUGAUGAUGACCAAACCUGAAUGUCCUUGGCAUGUGAAGGUACUUGGUUUACCUUUAACUGGAGCAAAAUCUCGUGUGGAAACUCAAAUCAAGAUAUGCUUACAACUUACAAACUCUGCUGGAGAAUUAGCAACUAAUUGGUCACAUCUGAUACUUCCGGAACAUAUGGUGGCAAGGGACAAACUUAAACGGCGAAAUCAAAAAUAUACAAAUACUGGUGAACUUCAUGCAUCUGAUGAAAAAUCAACUUUGGCAGAUUCCGAUUUAUUGAAACUAGAAGCUGCUGUUGUAUGUGAUAGUCACGCUGACAACGAAAUCAUCAUGUGUUCAAGUUGUGUUCAUCGUGAGCGCAAACGAAUGAAAAGAAAACGUGACAAUAAAGUGGCGCGUGCGGCAAACAAGGAAGGGGGUGCUGCUAAACUUGCGGCUUUAUUUGCCAAUGAUCUACCUGAUUUGACAAAUGAAAACGUAAUGGCUGAAGAACGAAAGAAAAUUCUGCUCUUCAACUGCAGCGAAUAUGUCGAAUUCAACAAUGGAGAAGCUACUUUACCAACAAGAGUUACAUGUUACUGUAGACAUCACAGCGAAAAAGUUGGAUUUAGAAUUGUCUUUACUAUCAAGGAUUGUCACAAUCAUGUAUUAGGAACUGGAAGAUCACCACCCAUUAUGAUAACUGACGAUCACAAGAGUUCCAAAGCUCAAUCUGCUACACCAGCUCCUCAAUCUGUACCAGCAACAUCACAACCAACAACAAGUAGAAAACGAAAGAAUUCGAUUGGAAACAAUGUCUACACAAAAAUACUUCAACAACGAAAAACAACGGAAAACAGCAACAAGAAUAGUGUACCUCGAUUACAUCGACUGAUACCUUCAGAAGGACCUAUUUAUGGUGGAUCAGAAGUGACGGUACUUGGAUCUAAUUUUUAUGAAGGUUUAACUUGUCUUUUUGGUGAAAAUCCUGCUAUACCUACACAUUGUUGGAGUGCCAAUACUCUUCUCUGUAUCCUUCCUCCUGCUGUCUCUGCUGGACCAGUUGUGGUAUCAUUUAAAGAACAUCCUCUUAUGUUGGAAGGGCAAGAUGUUGUAUUAUUUACUUAUUUUGAUGAAAGUGAUCGAGCUUUGAUGGAAUUGGCCUUACAAGUGGUGGGAUUGAAGACAAUGGGAAAAGUAGAAGAUGCUCGACAAAUUGCGAUGCGGAUAGUACAAGGUGAUAGUAAUAAUCAAGAUCGAAAGAACAACAAUAGCCGAAAUACAGCAACGUCAUCAACCCCAACGACGAAAAGCUUGGUUAAUACUCGAAAUGGAUCUCAUCGUCAACUUUGGAUUAAAGACUGUAUAUCGAUUACCAACCGCAACCGACAUACAUUACUUCAUUUGGCAGCCAUUCGUGGUUAUGCAAGAUUGGUACAUAUUCUUGUGCAUUUGGAUUGUCCGGUGGAUCAGAUGGAUCGUAAUGGGUUUACUGCUCUUCAUUUUGCUAGCUGGACUGGCAAGGUGGCUAUUGUCAAGGCUCUAUUGGAUAAAGCAGACUCUAGGAUUGAAACUGUAAGUGGAAAGACAGCUUUACAAUUGGCAACAGAUGCUGGUCAUGAAAAUGUAGUGGCUUUAUUCAACAAUAUGAAAAACAACAACAAUAACAACAAUAACAAUAGUCAAGUAUCUUCAUCACUAUUAUCGGUACCAUCUCGAAGGCGCUCAUCAAGUAUAUCUUCCAUAUCAUCCAUGUCAUCCUCAUCUGGAUCAUUUACGUCUGUUGCUGUUCGAGUACCACUGAUCGACAUUAUUCCUUCAUCAGCAGCUGUUUCUUCAGCCAAAUCUAUUCUACCUGAUAAGCUCUUCAACAUGUUAUCAUCUCUUUACACUAUCUCAAGUAAUACAUCAUGUAUCCAACAACUCAGCCAAUCUGUUACUACAGUUUAUACCUCCAUGUUGGACCCUUUUUGA
Halteromyces radiatus is the source of this 2712-nucleotide messenger RNA. RefSeq lists its product as uncharacterized. Gene Ontology annotation, cellular component: nucleus. Gene Ontology annotation, biological process: regulation of transcription by RNA polymerase II. The transcript is spliced from 9 exons. Gene Ontology annotation, molecular function: transcription coregulator activity; protein binding; double-stranded DNA binding. NCBI's taxonomy places the organism in Eukaryota, Fungi, Mucoromycota, Mucoromycetes, Mucorales, Cunninghamellaceae. Bases 133 to 2712 code for a protein of 859 amino acids. The record is from RefSeq and is a predicted model, not a curated record.